AUGGCCGCUUCGCGACCUCUUGUUACUGUUUACGAUGAAAAAGGUCAAUCAACAGGAAGUUCAGUUGUAUUACCUGCCGUUUUUCGUGCACCAAUUCGUACAGAUAUUGUCAAUUUUGUUCAUGAUCAAAUGAGACGCAACAAACGACAAGCACAUGCUGUUAGUGACAAAGCUGGUGAACAAACAUCAGCUCAAUCAUGGGGUACUGGCCGUGCUGUAGCUCGUAUUCCACGUGUACGUGGUGGUGGUACGCAUCGAUCUGGUCAAGGUGCUUUUGGUAAUAUGUGUCGUGGUGGUCGAAUGUAUGCACCAUUAAAAGUUUGGCGUAAAUGGCAUAGAAAAAUAAAUUUAAAACAACGACGUUAUGCACUUGUUAGUGCUAUUGCUGGUUCGGGUGUUCCAUCACUUGUCUUAGCUAAAGGUCAUAGCAUUGAAACUGUACCAGAAAUCCCAUUGGUUUUAACCGAUAAAAUACAAGAUUUGAAAAAAACCAAAGAUGCAGUUGCUCUUUUACGUAAAGUUGGAGCUUGGUCCGAUAUUCUUAAAGUUUAUGCAUCAAAACAUACUCGUGCUGGUAAAGGUAAAAUGCGUAAUCGUCGAACAGUUAUGAAACGUGGCCCAGUGGUUGUCUAUGAUAAAGAUAAUGGUGUUAAAAAAAGCUUUUCGUAA
Messenger RNA from Rotaria sp. Silwood2, 669 nucleotides. Lineage: Eukaryota; Metazoa; Rotifera; Eurotatoria; Philodinida; Philodinidae. The record is from the annotation of a GenBank genome assembly.